Molecule: messenger RNA, 3613 nt
Organism: Elaeis guineensis (African oil palm)
Lineage: Eukaryota; Viridiplantae; Streptophyta; Magnoliopsida; Arecales; Arecaceae
Product: cation-chloride cotransporter 1
Biological process (GO): monoatomic ion transport; transmembrane transport
Cellular component (GO): membrane
Molecular function (GO): chloride:monoatomic cation symporter activity
Source: RefSeq, a predicted model, not a curated record
GCCUUCGCCUCUCUUUGCCCCCCCCUUUUUCCGCCGGAGCGCCGACAGCGAGGACGCCGCAUUCGACCGCAAUCUAGUCGGAAUCUACCCUCUAUCCGCUGUUCUCAUCGACUGGGUCCGUCCGCACGCUGCCACCGGCCCCUCGGCCCCCGCUUCUCUAAAGUUCCUAUCUAGCCAUACGAGAUCAUGGAGAAUGGGGAAAUGGAAAGUGCAAAUCAGGAAACACACUUACAAAGUGGGCGGCGAUAUACACCAGUUGUCACCCAUGAUCAAGCUGUGCUCCAGAUGUCUUCCAUAGAGCCUAUACCUCCCCCACAGAUCCCACUGAAGAAACUCAAUUUGCGCUCUCUGGAAAACAUGGACCCUGGUACAAGAGGGGAGUCUUCUGAUAGUCAUGGUGUGUCCGAUGGAUCUCAAAACGAAUCAAAACUCGAGCUGUUUGGUUUUGAUUCUCUUGUCAAUAUUUUGGGACUUAAAAGUAUGACAGGGGAGCAGAUUCCAGCACCUUCUAGUCCUAGAGAUGGUGAGGAUGUGGCGAUUACUCUUGGACGACCCAAGCAAACUGGUCCGAAACUAGGAACUAUGAUGGGCGUAUUUGUGCCAUGCCUGCAAAACAUCUUGGGAAUCAUCUACUAUAUCCGCUUUUCUUGGAUCGUGGGUAUGGCAGGUAUAGGCGAUUCGCUUUUGCUCGUUUUACUUUGUGGUCUUUGCACAUUUUUAACCGGAAUAUCAUUAAGUGCAAUUGCAACUAAUGGGGCCAUGAAGGGUGGUGGACCAUAUUAUCUUAUCGGUAGAGCCCUUGGUCCUGAAGUUGGAGUUAGUAUUGGAUUGUGCUUUUUCCUUGGGAAUGCUGUAGCUGGAGCUCUGUAUGUCUUGGGAGCUGUUGAAACCUUCUUAGAUGCUAUACCUGCUGCUGGAUUUUUCAAAGAGAGUGUAACAAUAGUUCCUAAUAUUACAUCAGUAAAUGGUACAACUGGCACUCCAACAACAGUAUCCACUCCAAGCUUACAUGACCUCCAACUUUAUGGGAUUAUUGUGACCAUACUUUUAUGUUUUAUUGUGUUUGGUGGUGUGAAGAUAAUCAAUAAGGUGGCACCUGCUUUCUUAAUACCUGUCCUAUUUUCAAUCUUCUGCAUAUUCAUUGGAAUCUUUGUAGCUCCAAGGAGUAAUGCUUCAAGUGGCAUCACAGGAUUAAGUGCAAAAACAUUCAAAGACAAUUGGAGUUCAGAUUACCAACGGACCACCAAUGCUGGAGUACCUGACCAGAAUGGAUCUACUUUUUGGGAUUUUAAUGCUUUGGUAGGUCUCUUUUUUCCAGCCGUAACAGGAAUUAUGGCAGGUUCAAAUAGGUCUGCAUCAUUGAAAGAUACACAGCGAUCUAUACCCAUUGGAACAUUGUCUGCGACUCUCACAACCUCAUUUUUAUAUCUCAUAUCAGUGCUACUAUUUGGAGCUUUAGCUACCAGAGAAGAGCUCUUGACAAACAGGCUCCUCACUGCUGAAGUUGCUUGGCCUGUUCCAGCAAUCAUUUAUGUCGGGAUCAUUCUUUCUACUUUAGGAGCAGCACUUCAGAGUUUGACAGGGGCUCCACGGUUGCUUGCAGCAAUAGCAAAUGAUGACAUUCUUCCUGUUCUUAAAUAUUUUAGGGUCACAGAAGGUGGUGAGCCUCAUUUGGCAACUUUGUUUACAGCCUUCAUCUGUAUAGGAUGUGUUGUGAUCGGGAAUCUGGAUCUAAUUACACCAACUGUCACUAUGUUUUUCCUUCUAUGUUAUGCCGGUGUGAAUUUAUCUUGUUUCCUUCUGGACCUUCUUGAUGCUCCUAGCUGGCGUCCUCGAUGGAAGUUUCACCACUGGAGUCUCUCACUUAUUGGUGCUCUGCUUUGUAUUGUGAUCAUGUUUUUAAUCUCCUGGUUUUUCACCGUGGUGUCUCUGGCUCUUGCCAGCCUGAUAUAUUACUAUGUCAGCUUAAAAGGAAAGGCUGGAGAUUGGGGAGAUGGGUUCAAGAGUGCAUAUUUCCAAUUGGCCCUGCGAAGCCUUAGAUCUUUAGGAGCAAACCAAGUACAUCCUAAAAAUUGGUAUCCAAUUCCCCUCAUCUUGUGCCGGCCAUGGGGAAAGCUGCCAGAGAAUGUACCUUGUCAUCCAAAGCUUGCUGACUUUGCCAAUUGCAUGAAGAAGAAAGGCCGUGGUAUGUCAAUAUUUGUCUCAACCAUUGAUGGUGACUAUCAUGAAUUGGCUGAGGAUGCCAAGACAGCCUGCCAUCAGCUGAGCGCUUACAUUGAUUACAAGCACUGUGAGGGUGUUGGUGAGAUCAUUGUGGCGCCUAAUAUGUCUGAUGGUUUUCGUGGUAUUGUUCAGACUAUGGGUCUGGGGAACCUCAAGCCUAAUAUUGUUGUCAUGCGAUAUCCGGAGAUCUGGCGUCGUGAGAACCUCACCCAGAUUCCAUCCACAUUUGUCAGCAUUAUCAAUGACUGCAUCAUCGCCAACAAGGCAGUUGUGAUUGUCAAGGGACUUGAUGAAUGGCCAGGUGAGUACCAAAAACAGUAUGGAACUAUUGACCUGUAUUGGAUAGUGAGGGAUGGGGGCCUGAUGCUGCUUCUGUCCCAACUGCUGCUGACAAAAGAGAGUUUUGAGAGUUGUAAGAUACAAGUCUUCUGCAUUGCUGAAGAAGACAUGGAAGCUGAAGAACUGAAGGCUGAUGUGAGAAAGUUCCUGUAUGAUCUCCGGAUGCAGGCUGAGGUAAUUGUGGUAACAAUGAAGUCAUGGGAGGCACAUGUCGAGAGUGGGGCUCAGCAGGAUGACUCUUUGGAGGCGUUCACUAGUGCACAGCGGCGGAUUGCUGCAUAUCUUGCAGAGAUGAAGGAAACAGCAAGGAGAGAAGGGAAUCCACUAAUGGCAGAUGGGAAGCCAGUAGUGGUGAACGAGCAACAGGUGGAUAAGUUUCUCUACACGACGCUCAAGUUAAAUUCAACUAUACUAAGAUACUCACGGAUGGCUGCUGUGGUAUUUGUAAGCCUCCCGCCUCCACCUUUGAACCAUCCGGCAUACUUCUACAUGGAGUAUAUGGAUCUGCUGGUUGAAAAUGUGCCCAGGAUGUUAAUAGUUAGGGGAUACAGAAGAGAUGUUGUCACACUUUUUACAUGACCAGUGGAGAUUCUUGGUCUCACAUGUUCAUGAGAUAGCAGAAGUGGAAUAUUUUAUUGGAAAGAAUAUAUAGCAAUUUAUAAAUGAUCAGUUAAGGAGCGUGGCUAAAUGAAAGGUUCAAAAAGUUGCAUUAGCUUAUUUUUAUGCUUAGAAAGAAUGAGUGGAUGGAUCAGGCAGUAUGUUACUGAGAUCAGGAGGGUCUACAUGCAGGCAAUUCGGAAGAUCAGAUGCACCUACUUCAAACUUGGCAUGUAUAUUAUUAUACCGUACUUAGUUUUAAGGCAGAUAGCAUAAAUUGGAUUCAUUCUUUUUCGCCCAAUUAGUUGGGAUUGUUUUCAUAGUUCUGUUUUGUUGUCACAAAAGGGGCGUGGGUAAACGGAUCAGGAGGAGCUUGCCCAGGAUGGUAGAGUUUUGUAACAACCGCAUCUGGAUGUAAUUUUAUAGUGUUGGGUUUCACUCAUCCUUGCUCUUU